Molecule: messenger RNA, 2428 nt
Organism: Thamnophis sirtalis
Lineage: Eukaryota; Metazoa; Chordata; Lepidosauria; Squamata; Natricidae
Source: RefSeq, a predicted model, not a curated record
CAGCUUUAUGUGGUCAUUUGAAAAAGCCAAUCUCAGUAUGGUCCAGAUAAUCACAGGGCAGCUUGUUGAAUCCUUUGACGAAGAAUUUAGGACGCUGUAUGCCCGGUCUUCUGUUCCCAGUUCAUUUGCUCCAGAAUUAGUUAGAAUCAAUAGCUGCCGAACACUCUGGGAAAACGAAGCCUACCAGCAUUCACGCUCCUCGUUAGCUUCCAUUUCUAGUCAGCGUAACCUUUCCGGAUGGCAAGACAAGAUUCACAAUCUAGAUCCCACCGUUCUGAAGACACGAGGUAUUGCUAGAUAUGGAAUCAAUGAAAACGACCAGUUCAAUCCUCGAAAUCAUUUACUUCACAAGCCCCAGUUUGCUCCAGGUUUCCAUAUGCAGAAUAGGAUACAGCAGUACCAACCUAAUGAUGCCAAUGAACACUGGAAAAGGCACAGCUACGCAGGGGAGAAGCCAGAAAGGACUCCUUAUUUGAUGCUCAAUAAUAGAACAACGAACCGAGCAAAUAACCCAUCAAACCUUUGGAAAGUGCCCUCUGAUAGCCUCAGUAUUGUGUCUUCAUUGCACGGGAGCCAUACCAACCACAAGGUGCCUCAACAGAGCUUAGCUGAUCGAUUUCCACCGCCGAAGCUCAAUAUUGCAGACAGGAACUCGAUCGUACGGAGAUCUUUCAAUGGGACCGACAGCCAUAUCCGUUUUCUCCAGCAGAGAAUGCCAACCCUUGAGCGCACCACAAAGUCUUUCCUACGCAACUGGCGGAUUGAAUCAUAUUUAAAUGAUCAGUCGGAUUUCCCGGAGGAUUCAAACGGCUCAGGGUUAGGAGACAGGGCCGAGAGUUACGAUCCAGCCGAUAAUAUCAAAGCCCAUGCCCUGUAUGCCCAUUCUCGGCUUCGCUCCUCCUUUGUUUUCAAGCCCACGUUGCCAGAGCAGAAAGAAGUAAACAGCUGUGCAAGUUCUUCCAAUUCAACGAUCAUUGGGUCGGAGGGCAGCGAAACACCCAAAUCAACCCCCAAUCAUAUCCUUAAAGAGAAAGAUGAAGCUGAUGGCACUAAGGCCGAACCGAGCCCUAAUGUCCCACUGGAGCCUGAUAUAGUAAACAAUCAUACCUUGCAGCCGAUUUCAGAAGAUAUAAAACCAAGCGCAGCCUUGCCUGUUCCUAAGGAGAAACCUCCUUAUAUGUAUUCCUCUCUAAACAGAACGAAGCCAAGAGAAUUCCAAAAGAAUCAACAAAAUGAAAGUAUAUUGAAAAGGCGAAGCUUUCCCAUAUUUGACCAGUCGAAUUCCAUUAUGGAUCACGGGGACAGCAAAGAGGCAUCCAGUUACAUCUACAGCACAUUAAAUAGGAAUAGAUUUAAGCACCCGAAGCCGCCUCUAGAAGAGAGCUGUAAAAACUCGAAAAGUUUGCACAGUGUGGCAAAUCACGUGUCAGACAAGGAUAAGAGCCGCCAAGUCGAACCAAAGGAGCCGCCGUCUGCCAAGGCUGUUUCUAUAGCUGUGCUAGUUGAAUCUAGCAGAGAAGACGCCAAUAAGGACCCCUCGCCGAAGAAAGAAAAUAAGAAUUCCCCGAAUUUCUUGAAAAAGGGGUCGCAGAAACUAAGAUCCUUGUUGAACCUCACACCAGAAAAGAAAGAAAAUUUGUCCAAAAACAAAACUGCGGCUUUUUAUAGAAUGUGUAGCAGUUCUGACACUUUGACGUCCGAGUGCGAUGAAAAUCAAAAACCCAAAACCUCUGAAACCAAGACGGAUUGUUCUCCAAGGAGAAGGAGAACCUCCUCAUCAAAUUCACAAGGGAGCCUCCAUAAGAGUAAAGAAGAUAUUGCCAUCAGGCCUAAACCACCCAAAUCUCCCAAGCCUCCCAAGUCUCCCAAGCCCCCAAAAUCUCCCAAGCCCCCGAAGUCCCCCAGAUCUCCCAAUCCUCCAUCCGAUGAAACUACUAAAAGAGGCCCAGCCGCGAAACCCUUGGAGAGCAUCUUGUUGGAGGUGCCUCCUGGUGACCCGUCGGCCCCCAGAUUCAACACAGAACAAAUUCAGUACCAAGAUGCCAGAGAGUUGCGUGCCAAUGCCAACCGGGAGCGAGUACCCCUGCCUGCUCCCCGAGCGAUCUCUCCUCAAAGGGUGGGUGGCCCAAGCUCUCGCCUGCCCAGCCCAAAGCCUCACGAGGAGCUCGUAAGGCCUCGCUUCACCGAGAGGCGGGUUUACAGUCGCUUUGAACCAUUCUGCAAAUUGGAAAACUCGGCUCAGCCAAUGACAUCCAAAGCCAGCGGUCAUUUGCCAGAGGGAAGCAGCAAGACCGCCCAUAAUAAUUAUGGGAGGAGCAAUCAGGUGCUUACUUACAAUCAUGGUUUAUACCACCCGCUACAUCCAAACGAAAACAAAUUUCGAGGAAUUAUGCAAAAAUUUGGGAAUUUUUUGUAUAAAAACAAGUGA